GUUUUCUGUGAAUAUUUCUAUCUUUUCCCAAAUUUUCUUUGUGCCUUAGAAGCAGAAUGAGUCUCUGGAAUUACGAAAUACACUAGGGAACAAAUGGCAAUGAUAAUAAGGGCCAGUUUAGCACUAUUUAGUAGGAACAGUAGAUGUUCGAAGGUCAGUUGUAAGUUAUCAGAGAUAGGAGGUGGACGUCUCUUCUCUUGCUCCUCGCCUUUAUUCACUUGUUCAGUGACCGCCGCCUUCACAAACAUGUCACCUCCCAAGAAAAUCUGUAUUCUGGGCUCGGGAAAUUGGGGGUCAGCCAUCGCCAAGAUCGUGGGGAACAAUGUGACCAAGUUCGACCAGUUUGACAACGAGGUGAAGAUGUACGUGUACGAGGAGAUGAUUGACGGCAAGAAGCUCACGGAGAUCAUCAACACCACGCAUGAGAACGUCAAGUACUUGCCGGGGAAGAAACUGCCGUCCAAUGUGGUGGCAGUGCCUGAUGUGCUGGAGGCAGCUCAUGAUGCUGAUGUGCUUAUCUUUGUCAUCCCUCACCAGUUCGUCAAGAGGGUGUGUCAGCCUCUUGCAGGCAAACUCAAACCAAACACUGUCGGCAUCUCACUCAUCAAGGGAUUUGACUUGAAGGAGGGUGGCGGCAUCCUGCUCAUCUCCCACUUGAUCAAGGAACUUGUAAAUAUCCCUGUCUCAGUACUGAUGGGGGCCAACUUGGCAGGCGAGGUGGCUGAUGAGAAGUUUUGUGAAACCACUAUAGGCUGCAGGGAUAUAGAAAUUGGCAGGAUGUACAGGGACCUGAUCCAGACAGACUACUUCAGGGUGGUGGUGGUAGAUGAUGUGGAGGCUGUAGAAGUUUGUGGAGCACUUAAGAAUAUUGUUGCAACAGGAGCUGGCUUUAUUGAUGGCCUUGGAUAUGGAGAUAACACCAAGGCAGCUGUUAUUAGAUUAGGCCUGAUGGAGAUGAUAAAAUUCUGUGAGGUGUUUUACCCAGGCUCAAAACUUGGAACCUUCUUUGAGAGCUGUGGUGUGGCAGAUCUCAUUACCACCUGCUAUGGAGGCAGGAACAGGAGGGUGGCAGAGGCAUUCGUCAAGACAGGCAAGACUAUAGAGGAACUGGAGAAAGAGAUGCUAAAUGGCCAGAAGCUACAAGGUCCCUUCACUGCUUUAGAAGUUAACCAUAUGCUCAAGCAAAAGGGUAUGGAGGAAAGAUUCCCUCUCUUCACUGCCAUCCAUCAAAUCUGUCUGAAGGAGCUACCACCACCAGGGAUGAUAGACUGCAUCAGAAACCACCCAGAACACAUGCCUCCAAACUGCUUUAAAAUUUCGAUGGCAUCUAAGGAAUCAUCAGAAAACGAGGCUUAAGCAGAGUGGCAUAUGUGGGGUGCCUGCAUCUGGUGCACCUUUGAUCAGCAACACACCUCUCUCGUCAACAGUGAAUGAAGGGAAGCAGACAAGUCCAAGGAUAUGUGACCCUGUUUUUUUUUUUUUUUUUUUUUUUUUUUUUUUUUUUUUUCUUUCCUUCAUUUUCUUAUUUCAUUUAUUUACUGAGUUUGGUCUUUUUCCAUUUGCUAUGUGACACUGGUGUUUCAUGCAGGUUCUGAGAUUAUUGUGUGUUAAGUGAAGAUAUCUCCCAUUUCUCUGGGUUGUGUUCAGAAUGCUGCUUAUUCAAAUAUCUUAGGGUAUUCUCAGACAAAUGAAGCAUAGAGUGUCAGAAGCAUUUUCAGGAGGUUUAAAAAGUUCUAAGCUACCUAACUGUUUUGCUUCUGGUCAUAAGCUGGUUGAGAAUUACUAGGUUAGGAAAAUAAGUGAUAUUCUGAUAUCCUUUGAUUGUGUAUUAUAUUGUCUAGUGCAAUUAAGUUUUAAGUUUUAGCAUUAUUGUGAAAUAUUUCAAAUAUUUUUAUCGGACAGUUAUCUGAAGGCAACUGCAAAUACUUUUUAACAUCAUGAUAUUAACAAGUAUGUUUUCUAUUGCAUAUCAAAACCUGUUGCUUACUAAUCAGAAGUACAUACCAUAAGGCCAGAGUUUGUCAUAAUAACAGGCAAUUUAUUAGCUCAACAAAAUGAGAGAUGGAUUACGAAGAAAUCAUGUAAUGAAGUGUGGUCAGCUCAUGGAUUGUCAUAAGAAUUUUGAUACAUUUAGUGUUUGUUGCCAUUGUGCAUAUGUGUGUGUGUGUGUGUGUGUGUGUGUAAGAAAGGAUGGGUUGGUGGGUGGGUAAUGGUGAUAGCCAGGAUGCAGUGUCUGUUGCAAAUUUGCCUAAGUGAAUGUUGCAUCAUGUGUUGAUAAAUUGAUAAAUUAUACCAUUAUUGCAAAAAUACAAAAAAUACUGUGUUACUUUAUUGAAGACUUUUCAAUGACUUAUAUAACAAAACUGUAUUCAUUACCUACCUAAGUGUCUGUACACAUAUUUCAACAAAUGUAUAUAUGUGUGCUUAGCUCAAUUUUAGAUUAUGUAUAUGAAUAUCAGGUUUAUUGCCUGUGUUUAUCAUAUUUACUCAUAAAAUGCAUUACUUUAGGUGCCCAUCAUUCUUUUAGUAUGAAGGGCAUAACCUCUUAUGUUACCAAGAAACCCUUGUGAACUCUCAGGUUUCUUCUAGUACAUAUUUAUUGUUUCUUAGAAUCAGUGUGAAGAACAAAAAUCUUUUUCAUAGUCUCCUUGUUUCCUAGAAUAAAUGAGGUUUAGAUGAAAGACAGUCAUACCCUCCCAUUCUAAGCAAAAGACAAGAAGUAUUGGCUGGACAUUUAUGGAGCCAAUACAUAUAUAUAUAUAUAUAUAUAUAUAUAUAUAUAUAUAUAUAUAUAUAUAUAUAUAUAUAUAUAUAUAUAUAUAUAUAUAUAUAUAUAUAUAUAGUAAAAUCCCUCUUAUCAACGGGACUGCCGACAUGCCGGAUACUUGAAUAUUGCCGGAUACUUGAAUAGAAGUGAAAUUAUGUCCACAAUCACCACCCUACACUCACGCAUCUUACCAUAACAAAGAUCAGCUGAUCUUAAUCAACAGCUGAUCUGAUCAGCUGCUUAAGUGUAAGCACAACACGCUUCCUCUUUUCUACAACUUUAGGCAUGAUGAAGGCGUCAAGCGAUAAACAGUGCACACGCGGGACUGAGUCACUGAGUAAACACAGUGCAGUGGGCCGCGGGUGGCACGAAGCAGUGCACUCUGGUGGCGAGGGGACAAAGUAUGCCUCGCGCGGGAAUUUUAAUCGAUUUUAUGAGUACACAUUUGAUUUUUUAUUGAUUUUAAGGCUCUUUGAAAAAUGUGCCGGAUACUUAAAGCUGCCGGAUACUCGAAUGCCGGAUGAGAGGGAUUUUACUAUAUAUAUAUAUAUAUAUAUAUAUAUAUAUAUAUAUAUAUAUAUAUAUAUAUAUAUAUAUAUAUAUAUAUAUAUAUAUAUUUUUUUUUUUUUUUUUUUUUUUUUUUUUUUUUUUCCUUCAUGUUAUCCUUCAGAAUGAUGAAUAGGUACUUCUUUUUUUCCCUGAAUGCAUCAGGCUGAUUUUGUAAAAUGAAUAGCAGAGCAGGGACAGAUGGUUUGCUGAUGAUGUAUUGUAAGUUUAUAUAAUGAGAGAAUUAGGGGAACUGUUACUUUUGUGAUACAUUAACUGGUGAUAUGCAGCUGAAAGUUCCAUUCAGGUAAUUAGAAUGUACAGGUAUGUUUUCAUGAGGAUAUAUUUAUUAAAGCAAAAAUCUGUAGCCAAUGGCUUAUUUCUGUAAAAUCUUAAUAGUCAAAAUAAUAUCUAGAGUAAAUGUUCAGGUCUAGAGAUGCUUUGCUGUAACUUUAUUAGUAUGAAUUCAGUACAUGCAUAGGCUUUAUGAAAGACUUUGUUUUGAUUCACACAACCAGUAUGUUUCAUGAUCUGGGUCCUUUCAAAUUAUUCCUGGUGUGCAUCCCAGAGAGAUCUUCAUUUUAAGUUGAUUUUAUCAUUAAAAAGAAAAAAAUAAGAAUACAUUUUUGACAGGUGUAUGCAAAGAAGUAAACAAUGAUCUGCCUGUCAAUAAUUUGCUUGUGCUAUGAUAUAACUAUUUAUCAUCUGCAGUACUAGUGCUAGAUGCACCUAUUUUAGGAAUUCAAAUUGAAAUGUGUGCUCAAUUAUUUUUAAAUUAUCUAGUGUAUCUAUUUUGUUUGGUGCUAAUCCUGUUUUUUUUUUUUUUUUUUUUUCAUAGUUAACUCUCUCAUUCCCACCAAUGUACCAUUUUUCUAACAUUGGCUAGGAGUGUAAUUCAGCCAGUUGACUGGCAUUUUCAGUGAGCAUUUUAAUGAUUAUUCGGUCAAUAAUUUUAAUUUUGAUUAAUGUAGCAAAACAAUUUGAUGACACUUGUUUUUUGUGCAAUACUCUACUCUGCUAGUCAUUAGAUAUGUACAUCUUGGGUUUUGAGAGGACUAGUUAUUCCAGCAACAAACAGAAUUUCAAAUAUUUAUAAUAUGCUUCAAAAACUCCAGGAUACUGGAGAAUAGCAGAUAGGCUCCCUCAUCCCUAUUCAGGCAUCAUUGAAGCUGGGUUUUCUAGCCCCAGAUCUAAGUACACCAUCUGUAUGUGCUGCUUCAUAACCUCAUGAUUUGUGAGGUACUGCAGAGAUGUUUAGUUAAAGGUGGAUGCAGCUUCAUUACCUUGUGCAAGAUGUAAAGUCCCAUUCUAAGUCUUGUUUAUAUUGCAUUGAUAAUUGAAGGAAGCAUUUUUGUUUAUGUUGCAGCUUUAUAUUACAAAAGGAAAAUGUGCACAAAGUAGACUGCAUUUUUUUUUCUUUUCUUUUUUGUUCACUAUUUGCAUAUAUAUCUAUGCAUGUAGUGACAUUAUCCUGGGAUGUCAAGACUUUAAGAUGCCAUUCACCUUGUGUAUGGAUAUACAUGAAUAAUGACAUCAUUAAUCCAGGUAACUAUGUUUCACUUUAGCAAUUAUCACAAUGACUGACAUCAAGGCUUUCACACACUUAUCAUCCUGCAAAACCCAGCUGUGUAUGUGCAAGUGUCUUAUAUCACUUAAUAUUAUUUUCUGUUAAAUUUUUUAACAUUGUAUAAACCUAUUUCUUUAAGGUAACAAAGUAUGCAAUAUUUGGGGUGGAUGUUGAAAUACAGAUUUGCUGUGGUUGGUA
This is a messenger RNA of Scylla paramamosain (green mud crab), 5078 nucleotides long. RefSeq names its product glycerol-3-phosphate dehydrogenase [NAD(+)], cytoplasmic-like (gene Gpdh1). The coding region runs from base 94 to 1356 and encodes 420 amino acids. The record is from RefSeq and is a predicted model, not a curated record. The transcript is spliced from 11 exons. Gene Ontology annotation, molecular function: protein homodimerization activity; glycerol-3-phosphate dehydrogenase [NAD(P)+] activity; NAD binding. Lineage: Eukaryota; Metazoa; Arthropoda; Malacostraca; Decapoda; Portunidae. Gene Ontology annotation, cellular component: glycerol-3-phosphate dehydrogenase (FAD) complex; cytosol. Gene Ontology annotation, biological process: carbohydrate metabolic process; glycerol-3-phosphate catabolic process.